This is a messenger RNA of Adineta ricciae, 276 nucleotides long. NCBI's taxonomy places the organism in Eukaryota, Metazoa, Rotifera, Eurotatoria, Adinetida, Adinetidae. The record is from the annotation of a GenBank genome assembly.
UUGAUUUUACUUCAUCCGAUUGAAAAUCAUCGAACGGCAAAUCAAAAGAGUAAAAAUGCAACAUUAAAUUUGACGCAAAAUGUGAGUACUACUACUGAACAAAAUCAAAUAAAUCAUGAUAUGUCUACAAAUACACCUAAUUAUGCUGAACAAAUGGCUAAAGCAUUAGAUACAGGUAAUACAGCCGAUGAAAUUGUUCAAAUGCUUAUGCAAGGUAAAGAACACUAUGGAUUUAAAAAAAUAGAAAUCAAUCGACGUUCUUUUAAUUUUAGAUGA